ACAUCCUCGAUGCAUUGCUUGUAUUUUUUUCAUUCUCGUUCGAUGCUAGCGGAGAGAAUCCAGCUCCAGCGCCAACAUCGGUGCAGAGCGCUGUGGCUGGCAGUAAACUAAGCUCAGCUUUGCGUCGCAAGUCACCGCCGCGAGCACAUGAGAAACGACUCGCGAGCAUCGGAGCAACGCGUCCUUUUCUUCCUCGACUCGGUUGCAUCUGGGCAUGCUGACGCUUGCACCUGGUUAGGGUGGCAUAACGUCGGUCAUUCCAAUACUUUCUUCGGCGAGCAACGAGCAUGGCAAGCCAGCAGCCCAAAAGCGAAGCAGGCUCACCGACGGAGCUGGACGCUGCAGAAGUGGAGCGGCGACGCAAGCAGCGCGACCUCAAGCGGAAGUCCCGCGAACGGAAGAAGAGGAAUCUCUUAGAGCUACAGACAACCGCUCAGGCACUUGAGCUCGAGUACAAGCAGCUAUUCGCCGCGAAGCUCGUGAGGGAGCAGCAGCAAUUGGACACGACCGCUGCAAUGAAGAGCGAGCCGAACGCGACAGACAUCGAGCAGCCCCGACUGGUAGAGCUGCAGGAGAAAUACAAGGCCGUACGGCAGGAGAUGCACGAGCUCCGAGAACAGAUGACUGGCUUCAAGCAAAAGCUCGAAGAGUACGAGCGCUUUAUCGCGAUGCUGGACGGUCAUCUUAUGGGGUUCCAAGACACUCAGACACGACAAGAAGAGCCGACCAGCUAAGACCCUGCAUGGUUCAGCUGAAGCGAUGCGAUGGAUGCCCAGAUAGUCAAAAGGAAGCGUAAAGGGCAAGAAACAGGUUGUUAAUGGACGUCCCAAGAUGAAAAGUGGACGAGAGCGAUGUCAGCGCGGAGGGAGGUGGAUACUGAGAGGGUAAUUAUCAAUCUACAUGCUGUAGGCGUAGCUCCCGAGGAGCGAAGGGAGCUUGCUCGUCCGCGGCAUUAAGCAUUAAAAACGUUCCCCAUUUCGCGUCGUCUCCAACGAUGCAAGAAGUUCGUUCCCACAGGAUUGGAAACACAGUUUACAUUACGCUAGAUAUGGUAUUGUGGACGUAAACACCGCAUAUGGUGCACCUGCGAAUUGGUUCAUAGUGGGGCGGUGGGCGUGGAAGAGCAGUUUAUUGAAGUUCUUUCCUUUGAAUUUCAAAAAAAUCAUGACCUGCCUAGGCACAGCCUACAUGUAUCCAGGAUAGAAUGCAGAGACUUUCACACAGUCAGGAUAACAGUAUAGGUCAGGUAGGCGAUAUAAAUAAUGG
Molecule: messenger RNA, 1266 nt
Organism: Phytophthora nicotianae INRA-310
Lineage: Eukaryota; Oomycota; Peronosporomycetes; Peronosporales; Peronosporaceae
Exons: 2
Coding region: 288-734 (148 amino acids)
Source: RefSeq, a predicted model, not a curated record